Messenger RNA from Odobenus rosmarus divergens (Pacific walrus), 2315 nucleotides. RefSeq names its product solute carrier family 6 (neurotransmitter transporter, L-proline), member 7 (gene SLC6A7). Lineage: Eukaryota; Metazoa; Chordata; Mammalia; Carnivora; Odobenidae. Gene Ontology annotation, cellular component: membrane. The transcript has 14 exons. The record is from RefSeq and is a predicted model, not a curated record. The coding region runs from base 371 to 2281 and encodes 636 amino acids. Gene Ontology annotation, molecular function: L-proline transmembrane transporter activity. Gene Ontology annotation, biological process: sodium ion transmembrane transport.
UUCCGUCGCGGACCCCCCUCCUCCCGCGCUCGGGGCCCCUCCAAUCCGCAGCUCUGCGUGCGGGGGCGCGCGCAUCCCCCAGCUAUCGGUCCGUCAGCCGGUCUGUCUGGGUGUCUCCGCCGGCGCAGCGGUGCACCCCUCCCCAGGCUCGGGCGUUCGCAGCGCCCGGCCAGCGCCCCACGCCCCACGCCCGCAGCCGACAGACCGCAGCGCCUGCGCCCGCGCCCGCGCCCCCCACCCCAAGCCGGUGCGCGGGAGCAGCCGAGGCAAAGUCGCGGCGGCCUGCCGGCGGCGCGAUCUCUCCUCCCUCGCUCGCUCUCUGCUCUCAGGGGAAGCCAAGCCGGGAAGCCCCGGCAACCCGCCCUCCAAGAUGAAGAAGCUCCAGGGAGCUCACCAGCGCAAGCCCAUUACCCCAGAUCUGCUGAUGACCCCCAGUGACCAGGGCGAUGUAGACCUGGACAUGGAUUUCGCCGCCGACCGGGGGAACUGGACGGGCAAGCUGGAUUUCCUGCUGUCCUGCAUUGGCUACUGUGUGGGCCUGGGCAAUGUCUGGCGUUUCCCCUACCGGGCCUACACCAACGGAGGAGGCGCCUUCCUCGUGCCCUACUUCCUCAUGCUGGCCAUCUGUGGCAUCCCCCUCUUCUUCCUCGAGCUCUCUCUGGGCCAGUUCUCCAGCCUGGGACCCCUGGCCGUCUGGAAAAUCAGCCCCCUCUUCAAAGGUGCCGGCGCGGCCAUGUUGCUCAUCGUAGGCCUGGUGGCCAUCUACUACAACAUGAUCAUCGCCUACGUCCUCUUCUACCUCUUCGCCUCCCUCACCAGCAACCUGCCCUGGGAGCACUGUGGCAACUGGUGGAACACGGACCUCUGCCUUGAGCACAGAGGCUCCAAGGAUGGCAAUGGGGCCCUGCCCCUCAACCUCACCAGCACUGUCAGCCCCAGCGAGGAGUACUGGAGCCGCUACGUCCUCCACAUCCAAGGCAGCCAGGGCAUUGGCAGUCCCGGGGAGAUCCGCUGGAACCUCUGCCUCUGUCUGCUGCUGGCCUGGGUCAUCGUGUUCCUCUGUAUCCUCAAGGGCGUGAAGUCCUCAGGCAAGGUGGUGUAUUUCACGGCCACGUUCCCCUACCUCAUCCUGCUCAUGCUGCUGGUCCGAGGAGUCACCCUCCCAGGGGCCUGGAAGGGCAUCCAGUUCUAUCUCACCCCCCAGUUCCACCAUCUGUUGUCUUCCAAGGUGUGGAUCGAAGCUGCUCUUCAGAUCUUCUACUCCCUGGGCGUGGGCUUCGGGGGUCUCCUCACCUUUGCCUCCUAUAACACGUUUCACCAGAACAUCUACAGAGAUACCUUUAUCGUCACUCUGGGCAACGCCAUCACCAGCAUCCUGGCUGGCUUCGCCAUCUUCUCCGUGCUGGGCUACAUGUCUCAGGAGCUGGGUGUGCCCGUGGACCAAGUAGCCAAAGCAGGCCCUGGCCUGGCCUUUGUCGUCUACCCACAGGCCAUGACCAUGCUGCCUCUGUCGCCCUUCUGGUCCUUCCUUUUCUUCUUUAUGCUCCUGACUCUUGGCUUGGAUAGCCAGUUUGCCUUCCUGGAGACCAUCGUGACAGCUGUGACCGACGAGUUCCCCUACUACCUGCGGCCCAAGAAGGCUGUGUUCUCGGGGCUCAUCUGUGUGGCCAUGUACCUGAUGGGGCUGGUCCUCACCACCGAUGGAGGCAUGUAUUGGCUGGUGCUUCUGGACGACUACAGCGCCAGCUUCGGGCUCAUGGUGGUGGUGAUCACCACGUGCCUGGCCGUCACCCGGGUGUACGGCAUCCAGAGGUUCUGCCGGGACAUCCACAUGAUGCUGGGCUUCAAGCCGGGCCUCUACUUCAGGGCCUGCUGGCUGUUCUUGUCCCCGGCCACACUCCUGGCCCUGCUGGUGUAUAGCAUCGUCAAGUACCAGCCCUCAGAGUAUGGCAGCUACCAUUUCCCAGCCUGGGCAGAGCUGCUGGGCAUCCUGAUGGGCCUGCUGUCCUGCCUUAUGAUCCCAGCCGGCAUGUUGGUGGCUGUGCUUCGGGAGGAGGGCUCGCUCUGGGAGCGGCUCCAGCAGGCCAGCCGGCCGGCCAUGGACUGGGGCCCGUCGCUGGAGGAGAACCGGACUGGCAUGUACGUGGCCACGCUAGCGGGGAGCCAGUCGCCCAAGCCACUGAUGGUGCACAUGCGCAAGUACGGGGGCAUCACCAGCUUCGAGAACACGGCCAUCGAGGUGGACCGCGAGAUCGCCGAAGAGGAGGAGUCUAUGAUGUGAGGCAGGAGGCUGGGGGCCAGGAGGCCCUGCCGGG